CUUUGACUAAAAAAAUACCAUGGCCGUGUAAAAUAUGUCAAAGACAAUUAAUUAUAAAAUUCAUAAAGCGAACCCAAACGCCCACAAAAACAACCGAAAAACAAAUAACAGAAACAGGACGAACCAAAUGUAUGAAAAAUGCGGCUGACAAAAUUGUCUUUCAUAAUAAUUUGUACAAACAAAUGCGAUUGGGAGGCGGGGGGUGGUUCAGACCGCCUGUCAGUACGAUACAAAGCUAAUUGCCGGCCAGACCAUUAGGAAACUUUGUACAUGUGUGAGUAUGUGUAAGUGUGGGCAAGUGUGUCUGCCACAUGAAGCAAUUAGACGCAGCACUAAAAUCGCCUAUAAACGUCAAGCAACAAAAAUUUUCGCGGAAAAGCAGCCGAAACAGCGGAAAAUCUAACGAACAGCAACGACACUUUCCCGGCAACAUAAGACUUGGGCACUUGGCAACAUACUUACAUACAGAAAACGUAAGCAGCAUGUUGCCAAGCAGCUGCAGCAGCAGCGGCAACAUUUCAAAUUUAUUGCUAAGCGGCGAUGGCAACAACAACAUACCCGCAAAACACUUCGUGCGUGUUUAGUCGCAUUCGUAUCUCUGUCGGCUGCGUAUCUGUAUCUGUCGGUUGUGUGACGCGCUCGUUGUGACUCUCUGCGGCAGCGGUAUUGCAGAAUGACGUAUUAAAAGCAGAUAAACAAAGCGAAGAGCGGAGGAUCUGUUUGUGGUACGGAUUGUAGGCGGUGUGUUCAAAAGUGGAGGCAGCCGUGCGUAAGCCUGAAAUCAAAAUUGAAAAUACGAAAACAAUAAAUCAAAAUAAAAACGUGCUGAAAAAUCUACAAACGAAUAUCAAAUAAAAAUACAUAUGCAUAAAUUCAUCAAGUGAAAAAAAAGUCAAAGUAAAAACAUUUCUAAUUUUUUAGCGAGCAGAGAGUCAAAAUAAAAAAUCAAAUACAAAUACUCUUAUUAUAUUAGAUACAAACAACAAACUAAAGUCGAGGAAUGAAAAGUAAACUUCUCAAAAGGACAUUAAUAAAUAAACCAAACUAAAUUCGAGACUUAAUAAAUGAACUAAUCCAAAAACUACAAGUGCGGCUAAUGAUUUAUAAAAAUGCUCCCCAAUGCAUGCUAGACUAGACCCCAGCCCCAGCUCCAGCAACGCGCCAAAUUAAGCCUAAUCUGGCAAACAGCGUGCCAAAUUAAUUAACUCGCUCGUCAGCUACCCGCUGCACAUCUCUGCCGGUCCAUUAAUUUCACACUUAAUUAAUGUCAGGCGGCAAGUCCGGAGCAGGGCCGGUGACAAACGCUCGCAAAGUGUCCAAAAAGCGCGACUCGCUGGCAAUGUGGCAGACGCUAUCAACGCUAUCCACAUCACUCACAGUGCUCCCCACGGUACUCACACACGCGUCGGACUGUAAGUGCCAGCUCAUCAGGUCAAAACAACGCACCAACAUUAGUGGCACCAACACGGAAAUGCAAAGUCAUAGCUCGAGUAGCGGCAGCAAUUCGGUCAACAUGUUGCCAUCAACAUCAGCAGACACCGCGACGACAACAACAACGGCGACGGCUACGGCUAUGACUAUGACAAUGACAACAACAGCGACAGGAGUGGUAAAAACCGCGCGUAGGUGUCACUGCCAGCCCAGCAACAACAUUGCAACCAGCAUCCUGCAGUGGCUGCUGCUACUGUGCAUCUUAUGUGAUGCCGCCCAGGCGACGCUGCGUAAUGUCAACCUGCUCGUGGAGCCACCGGCUGUGCGACGUGGCCAGUCCGUGGUGCUGCGCUGCGAAUAUCAGCUGGACGGAGCUCCGCUCUAUUCGAUUAAAUUCUAUCGCGGGCAGUUGGAGUUUUAUCGCUUCACGCCUGGCGAGUAUCCACACACGAAGGUCUUUCAAUAUCCCGGCAUCAAAGUGGACGAAAGCAACUCGAAUGCAACCCUGGUGCUCAUACGAAAUGUCAGCUUUGGGCUCUCCGGCAAUUUCAGCUGCGAGGUGACUGCCGACGCACCGCUCUAUUCGACGGCCACCGCCUACGCGCAAAUGCAAGUUGUGGAAUUCCCAGAGAAACGACCACAGCUCUUCACAGAGCAGAAGCGCUAUGAGCCCGGCGAUGUGUUGAGGGCCAAUUGCAGCACGCUGCCGUCAAGACCACGCGCCGAGCUGCGCUUCACCAUUAACCAAAUGCCGGUGACCCAAGAGGAAACACAAUACAUUCGCACGGUUGAUAACUUAAUAGCAUCCAGGCUGAGCCUCAAACUGCAAUUGCAAGCGGUGCACUUUGUGACCGCCGGCAAUACCAAUGGAAAUGUCAACGGCAACGCCCAUGGCCGAUCUACCAAUGUGUACAUGACAAAUGCUGUGGGCCACGGCGGUGGCAUAGGCGCUGUUGGAGGACUCAUGUUGCGCUGCACGGCUCAAAUUGGUGAUUUAUAUCAGGAGUACAAGGAAAUUGAAUUGGGCUCACCGCAAAAGGAUCCGGUGCCAGCCAGAGUUACACUCUCAUCCGGCUCGGGUCUGCGGAAUUUCUUGGAAACCUAUUUCUACACAUCGGCAUCUGGCAAGGGGCAGAGCGUGGGCAGCUUUUUCAUUUGCAGCCUAAUCUCCAUGUUCGGGAUGAUAACAAGCGGCAGCUAAAUGCAAAAUUGAUUACAUUUUAGCUACAAUUACAUAGAGUACAGCUUGAACAUGAAAUGUGUAUAGCAUAGAUAAUGGCCUCGAUGUGUAGCCAAUCGUAUUAAGCUUAGCAUCGCCCCCGACACCUACUCACUGUCGCACAACUGCAAAAAUAUCCCAUUUCAAAAUACUAUAUAAAUUACACAUUACUACGUAUAUGUUGUACACACUCAAAUUAAAUAUUACAAUUUUGUA
Molecule: messenger RNA, 2866 nt
Organism: Drosophila montana
Lineage: Eukaryota; Metazoa; Arthropoda; Insecta; Diptera; Drosophilidae
Gene: beat-IIb
Product: beaten path IIb
Exons: 7
Coding region: 1265-2632 (455 amino acids)
Source: RefSeq, a predicted model, not a curated record